Messenger RNA from Striga hermonthica, 1398 nucleotides. The record is from the annotation of a GenBank genome assembly. NCBI's taxonomy places the organism in Eukaryota, Viridiplantae, Streptophyta, Magnoliopsida, Lamiales, Orobanchaceae.
AUGAGAAAAAAUUACAUAGCUCUUGCUGUAAUUCUUGUGAUAUUUCUUGCUGGUUGCUCUUCGGCUUCAGCAUCGCCCGCCGCCAGAAUUUUAAGUGGGCUUGUCUCCGCCAUUGUCAAGCGGCUGUGGUCACUGAAACCCACCAGCAAAACUGCUGUUCAUAGUCGUUCUAUGGUGAAAUUUGAGAGUGGGUACACAGUUGAGACAGUGUUUGAUGGGAGUAAGCUCGGGAUUGAGCCUCACUCUGUUGGGAUCUCAAUGGAUGGGGAAAUUUUCAUAUUAGACUCAGAAAAUAGCAACAUUUACAAGAUCUCAUCUCCUCUGACUCGAUAUAGUAGAACUAAGUUACUUGCUGGAUCAGCCGAGGGCCACACUGGACAUGUAGAUGGGAAGCUAAGACAAGCUCGAAUGAACCAUCCCAAAGGACUUGCCGUUGACGAUAAUGGCAACAUAUAUAUUGCUGAUACUAUGAAUAUGGUCAUUAGGAAAAUUAGCGACGAUGGAGUUGUGACGAUUGCGGGUGGGAAAUCGGGUCGUGGAGGAGAGCACGUUGAUGGGCCAAGUGAAGAAGCUCGGUUUUCGGAUGAUUUCGACUUAGUGUACAUUGGAAGUAGUUGUUCUCUUUUGGUCAUAGACAGAGGUCAUCAAGCUAUUAGAGAGAUUCAACUACACGAACACGAUUGUUCUCAACACGAUGAUGAAAAUCUUCAUUUAGGCAUAGCAGUGCUCGUCGCAGCUUGUUUCUUCGGUUACAUGCUGGCUUUGCUACAAUGUAGGAUUUCAACCAUGCUUUCCUACGAUAAUGAACCGAGCCAAAGGCCGCCACCCAAAUCUGUCUACCCUCCCUUAAUACCACCCGAAAACGAAAACGAGAGGCAAGAGGAGGGCUUGUUCACUUCAUUGGGCCGUCUUUUUUCCAACACGGGCUCGUCAGUUGUCGAAAUUCUUGGCGGGCUAUUCUCCACUAGUCCUAAGAAAAAGCCCGUUUACCCUUCGGGCCCUUGGCCCGUACAGGAGAGCUUUGUGAUCCCACGCGAAGACGGCCCCCCACCAGCCGACACGUGGCACUUCCCCACCACUCGGAAAAGCAGUUACCCCAAGCAAAACCGAGCCUAUGGCCCACAACCACCACGCCACGUGGCGCAACUGCAGCAUCAUCAAAUGCACCGACCCACCAGCCCACAUACUAGCUACUAUGAGCCGCAAAGCGUGGAACCGAAUGAAAUCGUGUUCGGGGCCGUACAAGAACAAGAGGGACGACGAGAGGGAAUGGUAAUAAAGGCAGUCGAUGAUGAGGAGCCCGUUUAUAACGAUAAAAAUAGUAAUUAUUAUCCGAACAAUGUUAGGUCGAGGUAUAAUUACAUGAGUUACUCCUCAUCCUCCUAUGGUGGUUAUUAG